Molecule: messenger RNA, 8742 nt
Organism: Porites lobata
Lineage: Eukaryota; Metazoa; Cnidaria; Anthozoa; Scleractinia; Poritidae
Source: the annotation of a GenBank genome assembly
AUGCGGAGGUAUUGAUAGUGUAAAGUUAAUUUAAAAUUUUUGUUAUCAUGCCAAGUGUAUUGGAUUUCAUGUUGCAUUACAUCAUUAUCUGUGUCGUGCCUGUUGUACCUGUACAAGUGCGUUCUGUCAAGUGUCUAGAAGACGAAGACUUAGAAAACGGUUACCUAGAGAACGAAGGCCUAGAAAACGCAGCUCUGCUAUACUCGUCAUAAUCGCGUCUACUCUCAAAUACUUAAUCAUCGAUCCUGAACGACACAUCUUUAACCCAGAUAACGUGUGUUAAAAGCAUUUUACUUUUGAUAUAAAACUCGUGGACAAUUAACUAUGGAACAUGUAGGAUUCUAUAUAACUGCAGCUUGCUGUGAUAAAAAUGGGUGAGCGAAAGACGCUAUUGCGUACGAAAUGAGCGAAGUUUUAAUAGGGAUAUAAUUUAUGAUCACAGGGUAGUCAUAAAGAUAAUAUAGCAGCUAAACCAGCAAAGUUCUUGGUCAAAAUGUGCGAACUUGUAUUUUAAUUUGAAUAUAUAACAACAAACGCGAAUAAAAGACCACUAUAAAAGCCGAAAACAGCAGUUCGGGAGAAUUGGCAGUGAAAGAAGAGAAGGUGACGUCGGCGUAGAAUAAUGGGGACGUUUAUUGUUUUUCAUAUUGUUUUUCAUGUGUAUUCAAUGACAGAAAAGUGUUUUUAGUGCCGCCGGCGCUGAUGAGUCAUGGUGAGUAAACGAAAGUUUUGUGUUUUAACUGGCCUCCCACGCGGACGUUCUUGGGGGUUUGUCCAGCGUCUCGUGCUGUUUUAAGCGCUAUUUGUAUAGGUAAUAGCAUGGUUAGUACUGAUAUUUGGCAUAAAUACCACGAGUGAUAUUUCAAAAUUGUUAUACGUAAUUUCACGAGCCGUUAGGCAAAUGAAAUUUGAGACAAUUUUGAAAUAUCACGAGUGGUAUUUAUGCUAAAUACUCACGUACAAAUCAUGCUAUUAGAGAGUUUUAGAUCGGAGUUUACCGCGAACCUCUAACCGCUGGAGGUCACGUGACAAGUCUUUCGCGUCACGUUUGAGGUUUACGACGUGCGUUUUCAACGUGGAGAGGUAGGUUUUCACGUAUGUCAUUUACCUGGAAGAUUUUAGCGUAUAAUUCUUGUUUCAUCCCACGUAAUGAUACAAAAAUCUUUUGGAGCAAGUCUUUAUCCAUUAACAGAGGCACAAAUUCGGGCGAAAUGCUAAAUUUGAUAAAUCCUAUUGGAUCUUGAAAACAAGUGCCAUUCAUGGCUGCUGAUUUAAAAUGGCUGCCGUAAUUUAAUCCACCGCCAAUCUAAAUCGAAUUAUGUUUGAACGUCGAACCACAAACGGGUAACCGCAAACCGCGGUUAGAGGUUCGCGGUAAACUCGGAUCUAAAACUCUCUAUUAUUUGUUUUUACUUCUACCCGCAAGAGGUUUGUAAUUUUCACAUGUAGGUAUUUCAAAUUAAGCUGAAAUACCAGUGCUCUAAGCCAAUCAAAUUGGAGAAAUUUCUCAUGUAGUAGUAUAAUGGGUUUCAGACAAAAUCCGUUCAUUUUUAUACCCUGUUUAAGACAAGAGACUGGUUUUCAUGACCCUGUUUAAGACUUUAGCCCAAAUGCCCUGUUUAAGGAGAUGUUUUCUUUUUAGAUAGUAUAAAAUACAAUACAAAACGGGGAAAAAUAUAUUUAUUUGAUUUGUUUUGGAGUCACAUACAAAAAAAUGUUUUUGAAAUUACUGAGAGAACAAAAACUGAUUAUUUCAAAAAACUUCGUUAGACACGUAGACCGCACACCGCCAAAAUUCACACCCCGUUUAAGGCUUCGGGUCUAAAAAGACACCCUGUUCAAGACGCCCAAUAGUGAAAUUAUAUAAUUAUAUAUCCUGUUUAAGACUCAAGACCCUGUAAACCAUACUCCGUUCAGCGGAACAUACCCUUAUAGGGAGAGUCCCCUGGGUCAACAACGGCCCCAAACUUAAAGGGGCUGUUUACAUGGAGGGAGGAAGAUUCUAACACUAAGAAGAUUCUAGAAUGUUCUAGAAGGCAGAUCAUCCUUAUUAAGCUAGCGCCAUAUGUUUUCAGUUCUGUAUUCAGUUUACAUGCAAAAAGUUGUACUUGUCCCUAGCGCUUUUCCGCUAGGAUCCUCCUCCCUCCAUGUAAACAGCCCCUAACAGAGGAUGGUCUUCUGCCUGUGGUUUCAGAGGUUGAAAUUUAGAACCUUUUCAAAACAAUAAAUUUUUUUUCUUCAGAUAUAAACGGAUAGAAAUUAACCGUCAGCCGUGGAGAAGUUCACAAAAUAUUACUUAAAAAACCGUAUAAAAUGUUACAACCCUAUGAAGACCAUUCGGUUAAGGAUGCUAAAGGUGGAUUUCAAUCCAAGGAAUUUCUACUUCCUCAGAGGUCUCCAAUUUGCUCUCUAUAUCAAAGGUUUAUCAUAAAAAAACGUCACUGUAAUUUUCGAGUUGAGUGACACGACAACAACGGUUGCGUUGGAAAGUAUUUUUGAAGUUGUAGAUUUCAGAUCAGAUUGAUGUUUAAGGUUACGUUCACACGGCAAUGGUUAAAACAUUUGACCGGACACUUCGUUCACACGGAACUUUGAACGGCUUGGCGUCUUAGGGGGUGUUUACAUGAGAAAACUCGCCCAGGCGCGAGUUUCAUACCGGGACGACUUUUUAUUUCGUAUCGCGUUUACAUGAUAACUGGGUCAUUUCAUAUCUCGUUAUUUGAAGGUACACUUCAUGUUGAUAAAAUACACAUAAGAUUCAAAAUCGCAAACAUUACGCAUGCGCUACCCGUUCCAGUCUACCGGCAGACCGAUUUCACACCAAAACAUGUGGUCGUUUCGCGUUUUCAUGUUCCCUUUGUGAGAUUUCGUACCGGAGUGAAAUUCUCACCCCGGUACAACAACCGGGGUGAACUCACGUCGGGGUGACUCGCGCCGGCAUAACAUUUUGUGGUAGUAUCAUGUAAACAAAUGUAGAGCCACGAGAGGGAACCGGAGUGAACUCGCGCCGUCACGAAGGUCGCCCCGAUGUCAUGUUAACACCCUCUUAAUUUUCGUGCUGCUAAAAUGGUUCCAUGUGAACGGAACACCUCAACACACGAAUUUUCCACCAAUCAACAACAACAACAUAAGCUUUAUUUGCAUGACUAUAAUUGUGUAGUUACAGUAUUGCAAAAGUUUUAACAUAAAAACAAACAAACAAACAAACAAAUCAUAACAAUGAUAAUGCAUAGGUGUACGGGAAAUUUUUUACCGGGGGCGGUAAACCAUUUGCCCAAAAAAUUCUCGCAUGUGUCCCAAAUUUUUACAAAAGAGUCGAAAAGAAACGAGGGCCAUAUUGCAACAACAUAGGCCGUAAUGGCGUAUGAAGGUGGCUCGAUACAGUUUUUCAGGGUCAAUACCAAGUCUGAGCAUAAACUACGUCGCCAUAAACAAACAUUAGGAAAAAUUGCCACCGCAGUAGAUGAAAAGUUGUCAUGAUCAGGGUUGCAAUGACAUCAGAGUUGUCAUAACAUCGAAAUCACGCCAUUACCUAUUUUACGUUCAGCAAAAUUAAAAAUUCACGGCACUGGGAACCUUACAAAAUCGUUCACAGGAGCUUUUUUCGCCAAUACGGUCUUCUCGAUGUUUGCAAAGUUUAAGCAAAAUCUGUAACAGCUUUAUCGAGAUAGUUUGGGAUGAAGUUUUUACCGUUAGAAAUACGGUAAGAAAAGGAAAAUCGUGAGGUUUGGCCGUUAUCUGUAGAAAACGAAGCGCUUUCGACAUGCAAUUUCACCUCAUAGUAGUUUUAAUCUUUUUAAAAACGUAUGUGAAAGAUCGUGGAGAUAGCUCUGCCCGAUUGCUAGAAAGAGGGAUUUGAUCAGUAUGUAUCGCGGCGCUCUUGUUAGCGGUUUUGUAAACAUUUCGGUCUACUUUAACAAAUUAGCGAAUAAUUUUCGCACUCGAUAGAUUUUUUGAAUUGAGAUUCUUCUCGUAAUUAAAACUGAGAAUUAGUCAGCCACCCCUUCGUUUUCAGACCCACCCUGUUAUUCGAGUGGAGAUGAUUCUAGAAAGUUAUGCAAAAGUUUAUUCUAAUCAAUUCACGACUGGAUAGCCCAUUCCAGCUGGUGCAGUGCAGUACGGUACCCAACAAUAACAAAAAAAUAAAUGUGUAAAUUACUCAUCACGCGAUUACUGUCUCGUGUGAAUGUAACUGGGUUAUUGCACCGACUUCAGGUUAAUAUUCAGGUCUUCAAAAUAAUUAAAUAACCAUGGAGAAGUCUUUAAAAACAGGCUUUGCCCAAAUUUUCUCUUGCUGCCCAAAAAAUCUGAGUUGCCCAAAAUUUGGGGGCGCUGCAGCCCCCCUCGCUCCCCCGGCCCGUACGCCUAUGGCAAUGCAAUAAUUACUAUAGUCAAUCAAGUGUCAUCAGCAUGAUUUGAUAUCAAAUUAUUACGUAAAUCAUUGCAUAAAGAGACAAAUUUCAACAAAUGUGAAUUUACGGAAAAAUUCUGUGAAUUCAUCAAUUUAAUUAUUAAUUCUGUGUAAGAUAGCUGAUUAAAGUCGACAAAAUUUUGUUGGAUUUUAUUGUAGAAUUUCUCCCUUGCGAUUGAGUAUUUUGGACAAUGGAAGAGAAAAUGAAAUUCGUCUUCAAUUAUACCAGAGUUACAAAUAGAGCAGAAUCUAUCGUUGCGGGAAGUUUGAUUAUAUCAUCCAGUUUCAAUCAUGAGUUUGUGUUUACUUAUACGAAUUUUCACUAAAUCUUUCCUAUUAGCAGAAUUUCUAAUUAAGUCUAGACAACUUGAAAUUUUAUAAUCAUGUUUAAAUAAGCUGUAAAAUUGUAGUUUCUUAGAAUGAUGGAUUGUAUGUUGCCAAUAUGUAAUAUGUUUUUGUUUUAUUAUGUCUAUAUAGUGUUUAAUCUUAGCUUUACUUAAAUUAUUAGGAUCAAAAUCAGGGAGGUCAUAAUAUUCAGAUAUUUUCAUAAGAUUAUGGUAAAAGCUAUUUUUCCCAUUACAGUGAAGUUCUAGCGAAGUACGAAAGGCUUGUUUAACAACAGUAUCCUCGUUUUUACGUAGAAGAUACAAUAUGUAAUAAAGGAUGUUUUUAUAAAUAUUAAUAAUUAAUGGAAACCGCCCUAAUUCACUUCUACUUGCAACAUUUAAAGCUUUAUUGCUCAUUUCUAGGUAACGCUUGCAAAAUUUCAAGAGGGUUUUUUCAGUUGGGGUAUUGUCCCAAGCUUUAAAAUCAUGUUUUACAUAUACACCCCAAAUUUCGCUAUUAUAUGAUAAUAUUGGGGAAAUCAUGGUUUCAAAUAUUUUGCAAGCAAGAGAAGGUUUUAAUUUUCUAAAGUUUGUGUGUUUUCUUAAACUAAAAAGAGCAUGAAGAGCCUUCUCUUUCAAGUGUUCGAGUGAGAUAUUAAAAUUACCGGUUGAGGAGAUACGGGUUCCUAAAUAUGUAUAUUCAUGGACAAUAUCAAUGGUUUCUUUACCUAUAUGGAAUUCUAGAUUGGAGUUUUUCUUCGCUCGUUUUUGAAAGACCAUAACUUUGGUCUUUUUGGAAUUUAUAUCUAACAUCCCAAGAGUUGCAAAAAGAGGAUAAUGUGUUGAGACAGUUUUGUAAUCCUAUUUUAGAUCGUGAUAUAAUAAUUAAAUCAUCAGCAUAUAAAAGCGAAUUUAAUUUGGUACCAUUUGAAAGGAUGAUAGGGUCAGAUAAAGUAUUUUGAAAUGCGGACGGUAAGUCAUUAACGUAUAAAUUGAAAAGUAAGGGGCUUAAAAUACAGCCCUGGCGUACGCCAAUCGAAAGUUUUUCCCGUGCCGUGUGAGCUAAGCUAAACGUGAAUUGUAUUUCUGUAUGCGUAAUAAGCAGUGAAUUCACACGCAAGGAGGUAAUGAAAUUUCUGUCAGCCCAGUUUCCUUGAAUUAGAUAUAUAUUUCUUCAUAGUCAUUAUAUCCAUUCAAAGAUUUUUCAGUCAGAGUUCAGUCUGGCAAAUACAGAGAAGUUAAGGUGAAAAAUUAACUGCUCAUUUGUAUGAAUUCAGGAAUGCAGAUUUGAAUUUGAUACAAGCUGCGGAAGACGUUAUUUUGAGCUAGCUUGAAUAAAGCAUCUUGAAAGAAGUGCUGGUCGUCAGGUAGCCUCCAGGAUGAGCCUUCGAUUGUGGCCUCCUCUUGUCUUUAAAGAAACCGCUCGUUCAUAGGUUAUGAAACAAGACGCAAAAAACAGUUAUUCUUUAAUUUUCAUUUAAACUGUAAUUAAAUUGAACUACAGUUCAACUUUGUUUUCUAUGCCGUUGUUUUGCAGGCCUUCGUUUUGUAGUUGGUCGUUUUAUGGGUGGGAGGUCUUCGUUUUCUAGGUCGUUUUUUUUUUCUAGACACCGUCAAAUGAUUGAUAAUUAUCGACUUUGCGGUGGUUUUAAUGGUGUUAGCACGGCGGCUGUUGUUUGUCACAAACUAGACCUGUGGGAAUUGAGCAUUUUUCCUUUAUAAAAUACUUCUUUUGUUUCAAUAAAUCUGCUUAGCUGCUGGUCACGUGAGUGGAAACGCUCUAUACCUAAUCUACUAUUGAGAAAGAAUUUUUAGCGAGUGUUUCUAGAUUUACACAUGGCAAAUAUGAGUUUCACGAGUCAUUGUGUUCAGUAUCUGUCACUAUUUUCCGGUGCCCCAUUCUGAGGAAAGUUUGCUCUUCUAAUUUCACGUAUAUUUUCUUUCAGUACUUUCUCUUUCAGCCGAAAGUAUCAUGAGUUUAGGCGGAAGUUGUGACGUUUUUUUUUUGAAGGAAGGUGACCUACUUGCCAAGCUCUUGAAGAGGGAAGGUUUAGGGAAUCGUGAGUCGUGAAUCAAAUUAUUUUCAAAUGAAAGAAAACAAUUCAGCUACAAGCUGACGGGUUUUGGCGUUCUUUAUGAAUUACAUUCUUGGCAAAAUGUCAAAAAAAAAAAAAAAAAAAAAAACGUUCGCAGGCAGGUGUGGCUAUUUCCAGGCCCCCUUCACGCUUUUUAGUUAUUUGUUGUUGUAGUCGGCAUCUCGGCUGCCCUUUCGCCCUUUAACCUCUGUCAUUUCAGGAACAAUUCAGUCUGUAAUAUCGCCUGCAAGACAAAAAGCUUAUUACUAAAAAUAUAUCAAUAUAUCUGUUAAAGGCAGGAGCUAGGGGGAUGUCCGCUGACAUGUCCAACAGAUAGAGAACCCUUGGAAAGAAACAAGGUAAACUAGAGCUACGUUUCUUGCAAAAACCUCGCGAGCUGUAAAGAAGAAAGGGAAACUUGUCAAAGGGGAAAAUAGAAUUUAAAAAAAAUAAAUGGGUAAAAAUUGUACAACAAAGAAAAAAAACUACAGCGUCGCCGACAGUCGAACCUUGGCCUUCUUCAUUUGGUAAAGUCAUUAUUUUCAAAGCAUUUUCCCGUUAAAUUCUGCCAAUAGACGCUGUUAUAUAAGAAGCCAGUGCGGAGAGCUUUAGAUAUUAUGAAUUCAAAGAUACAUUUUUAGAGAAAAUUAGCUUAAACGCAUAAUUCAAAGCUUUUUUGCACAACUUAUUUUGGUCGCAGGAUGUAAAUUUUUAGAUAAGUUAAUUAAGGGGUAAAAAUGGUGUUUCUAUCUAUAGACAUUUGCCCCCCUUUUUCUACAUUUCAGGACAUUUUCCCGGACAAAUCAACUGAAAGAAAGAUUCUGUCACUAAUCAUUAAGUGUCCCAGUGAAGGUUGUGAAUGGACCGGUGAGCUAAGGGAAAAAGAGGUCAGGAUAGUGUUUCGUGUUCCAAAUUUCCCUUGUUCCCCCUGCAAAUAAAAAUGAAGGUGAUGAUUGGGCCGUUUUGAUUUUUGAGUUCCACCAACCCUCUGUUUUAAAUAAGGCCUAUUGUACAACUUGUUGCAAAAACUGGCCUGGUGCAAUACCUUAUAAUUACACUGGAAAUCAGAAAGAUCUGUUUUAGCCCUAAAAAAUAUAUAGGGCCGUUUCGGUGAGGAAAAUACAGUUCUAUUUUUGAGUCUAAUUUGGCCCCCUUAAAUCAGGGCCAAUACAGUCCAAUUAGCUAGGGCUGAUUUGGUCCCAGGGCUGAAAUGGGCCCUACCGUGGGCUGGAAUAGCCUUUUGAUUAAGCUUUUUUGGCCUAAAUUGUGUUCAAAUGGCUCCAGGAAGGGCUGAAUCGGACUUUGGCCUACAGGUUGAAUUGACACUUUGGAGCUGAAACAGAUCUUUUUAAUUUUCAGUGUAUGUAAAAAUGCGUUCACUUUGCUUGAAAUUGAAAUUAAUUUCAAAGAGUCGCAAUUACCCUUUGGUUUAGAAAAGAGGAUAAGAGCAACUCGAAAGUGGCCUAUUAAUAGUCUACAAACGUACCCAAAGAAGGGGUUCUUCUGGGGUUACCCGUUACCCCUGCCAAAUGAUAUAACAAUUGAUUCCUCCCUAUAUUUGGGGUAUGUGAAAAACCUUACUCGAUAUAUAACAUUUCACAUCUGUUAUGAAUUAAGUCCACCUGAAAAAUGUAGCCUCGUAAUGUAAGUGACUGCAUUAUGCUGAGUGUUAGCUGUUCGUAACUUUUCAGCUUGGCUUAUUACAAUUCUGUCUCAAUAGUAGUCCGCAUUGUGAAGCUUCAACCUCCAGGCUGUAUCUUUCCCCUCACCAUUCACGGGGCUUGAUUGUUAUGUUAAGACCUGAUUACACUCUUGGUCCUCUAAUUCAUCCUCAGCAUUUCGAAUACAUAACGCCAUGUCUCAAAAUUUUGCUUUCCUUCGCUAUUUUCUUCAUAUUUUCAUUUUUUAUUCUCGGCAGGCACAUCUAGAA